Molecule: messenger RNA, 1614 nt
Organism: Myripristis murdjan (pinecone soldierfish)
Lineage: Eukaryota; Metazoa; Chordata; Actinopteri; Holocentriformes; Holocentridae
Gene: kcnv2a
Product: potassium channel, subfamily V, member 2a
Exons: 9
Coding region: 1-1614 (537 amino acids)
Biological process (GO): potassium ion transmembrane transport; protein homooligomerization; action potential
Cellular component (GO): membrane; voltage-gated potassium channel complex
Molecular function (GO): voltage-gated potassium channel activity
Source: RefSeq, a predicted model, not a curated record
AUGCGGACGCCUUCGAGGGACCGUCGGAGGAGCCUGUUGCCGAGCUACAGGCCGGGCGGCCGGCUGCAGGCGGCCAGCGAGCCGGCAGAGCAGCUGCAGUUCGUCAGGCAGCUGGUGAAGCCAUGGAGCUCCAUGCAGAAUCUGGAGAAAGACGUUUACGAUCUUUACGCCGGCGAGGGGGAGGACGACCGCUCGUCUCCGGCCCGCCUGCUGCUCUCGCCCUCCAAACACGGCACGCUCAACAUCAACGUGGGCGGGAAGGUGUACUACCUGCCCUACAGGUUGGCUGCCAGGUAUCCGAAGACACGGAUUGGCCGGCUGGCCACGUCCAGCGACCACAGCAGGAAGUUGGAUCUGUGUGACGACUACAUCGUCCAGAGCAACGAGUUCUUCUUCGACCGGGACCCCGAGGUCUUCCACAACGUCUUCAACUUCUACAGGACGGGCGUGCUGUGGAUUAAGGACGAGCUGUGUCCCCGCAGCUUCCUGGAGGAGAUCAACUACUGGGGCGUCCGCAUCAAGAACAGCCAUCGCUGCUGCCGCAUCUCCUUUGAGGAGCGACAGGACGAGCUCAACGAGCAGCUGAAGAUCCAGAGGGAGCUUAUGGCAGAGCUGGAGGUGGAGGAGGACGAGGAGUCAUUUCGCGGUAUGACCUUCGGGCCGACCAGGAGACAAAUCUGGAAUCUGAUGGAGAAGCCGUUCUCCUCGGUCACCGCAAAGCUGAUGGCGGUCGCCUCCUCCUUCUUCGUGCUGGUGUCCCUGGUCGCCAUGACGCUCAACACCGUAGAGGAGAUGCAGUACAAGACAGGAUCGGGACAGCUCAGCGGCAGAUUCUACGGCGAAUACGUCGAAACGUUCUGCAUCGCCUUCUUCACCAUGGAGUACCUGCUCCGCCUGGUGUCCACACCCGACCUGAGGCGUUUCGGACACAGCAUGCUCAACGCCGUCGACCUGAUCGCCAUCCUGCCGCUCUACAUGCAGAUGACCCUGGAGUGCUUUGAUGACGAGGACACGCACAGACAUUCAGGAGACAUCGAGACCGUGGCCCAUGUCGGAAAGGUGGGUCAGGUCCUGAGGAUCAUGCGUCUGAUGCGAAUCUUCAGGAUUUUGAAGUUGGCUCGUCACUCCACGGGGCUCCGGGCCUUCGGCUUCACGCUGAGGCAGUGCUACCAACAGGUGGGCUGUUUGCUGCUGUUCAUCGGUAUGGGGAUUUUCAUGUUUUCGGCCAUGGUGUACACGGUGGAGCACGACGUUUACAACACUAACUUCACCUCAAUUCCUCAUGCAUGGUGGUGGGCUGCUGUGAGUAUUUCCACGGUGGGGUACGGCGACAUGUUCCCAGAGACCAACCUGGGCCGUAUGUUCGCCUUCGCCUGCAUCUCCUUCGGCGUCAUCCUCAACGGCAUGCCCAUCUCCAUCCUCUACAACAAGUUCUCCGACUACUACGCCAAGCUCAAGUCCCACGAGUACACGGCGGUCAUCAAGGCCCGUGGGAAGGUGCACUUUGUCAAGAGGGUGGCCAAGAAGUUUGCCGAGUGCUGCGAGGACAUCGAUCAUCCAAGGCCCCACCCCCCUGCCUGCAGUGACCCGCCUGUCCUGUUUGUAGGGAAGUAA